UGCCUGAGGAAGUGCAGUAAUGAAAUCUGGUAAUGAACUAACCACCCAGGCGUCACCCCCAUCCUACUCAUCUCACCCCCUCCCUAUUCCAGUCCCAGAUCCCACAAAUUCUAACCAAUGAGGUUGACGUGAAGGAUUGGUCAGGAGACUCUACCUUUCAAUUUUCUAUCCGCUCAGUUUCAAUCUGUAUCCUCUUUAUAUCCGUUUCCCGAAAAAAAAAACAAAGAAACAAAUUCAAUUAUUUGUUGUUAUAAAACUAGACUUUUUUGAACUAUUUAUUUUCACAUAAUGCUUAAGCCUAUUUUCAAAAGAAACUUUUGAUACAUAUUUCAAACGUAAUUCAACUUUUGAAAUUUUACUUAAAAAAACUUACAAACAUCUCAAAGCUAAUUUCAAUUUCAAUGAUAUUUGUAAUUUGCUGGAUUAAAAUAUGGUUAAAUUGGUCUGUUACAAAUGAUUAAUUGAACUUAGCUCAAAAUCAGCUGAUUCCGUCCGUUGAUUUCUGGGCAUAGGUUAGAAUUCAAGCUGAGUUCCCGGAAACGAACCUAUAAAGAUAACGAAAUGAAGUCAUUUAACACAUCAUUUUGCAGCUAAUGCAUCUGGAACUGAUAGCGAUAACUCGAAUGUAUCAGGAUAUCCAUUUUCAAACAUAUUUUGCAGUUUCUUGUUCUAGAUCGGCAUUGAACUUUGAAAUUAUACCCCAGAAAGUUUUCCGGUGUUGAAUAUCAGAAAGCGUCAAAUUUUAGUCUCAGUUGGGAAUUUUUAAAUCCAAUUAGCUUCUAGUAUUUUUCCGAAGGUGAUUAUUUCACCAUCAACCCAACUUUACUCUCAAUUUUUCUCUUCAUAUUCAAUAAUCUUGCAAAUAUCCCAGUUUAAUCAAAUAAAUGAUAAAGGGAAUCAGAUAAACUGCUUCUAGUUCAAAAUAUCACAAGGUUAAAAAGACAUGUGACCGAUCCAAUUAAGUUAUUUUUGUUAACUUCUGGUCACUUAUUAUGUCAACUCGUUAUAUUCUGGUCAGAAUAAUCUUUCUUUUCCCGUGGAUCUGUACUGGCUCUUAUGGCGUAUCAAUUACCACACAGCUACAACAGAGCACUGUGCCAAUGUCAGAUGCGUUGCCCCCAUCGCAUGACAUGUUAUCGGGGCCACCGCAACAGAAGAGCAAAUACUCCCCCCAGCAGGAUGAAGAUAUGCUGUUGAGACUGCUGGUGGCAAAUAAUUAUGAAAACAGAUUGAGGCCGGGACCCAAGGGAAAUCCCCGUGGACCUCUGAAGGUAAACGUCUCUCUGCAUAUUGUCAACAUAGGACCUGUCUCCGAGUUCGACAUGACUUUCAAACUGGGCGUGUACUUCCGUCAAUUCUGGGUCGACUCCCGCCUGCAGUUCAACGGCAACAAGAGCGUCACUCUUUCGGAGGACCUGUUAGACGCCCUGUGGCUGCCUGACUCAUUCUUCCACAGUGAGAUAGUGAGCAAUGUGCACAAGGUGACAAAGGAGAAUGUGUUCUUCAGAAUAGAACCAAAUGGAGAGAUACUUAUGAGUAUACGGGCCACUGUGACGUCUCGAUGUCCAAUGAAUCUGAGGUACUUCCCUAUGGACACCCAGGUGUGCGAACUCAGAAUAGCCAGCUAUGGCUACACGUGUAAGGACGUGAUCUACCAGUGGCAUUGGCGGGACAUCAUUGCAGUGGAGAAUGACACCACCCUGGCAAACUUCCGCAUGAUCAACUACACCCUCACAAAUUUCAACCGAUCACUCAGCACAGGCAGCUGGUCCACUCUGGCGGUGCAGUUUACAUUUGUGAGGAACACGCUCUACUUCUUCAUCCAGAUGUAUGCUCCCUCUGCACUCAUAGUCAUGGUCUCGUGGGUCUCCUUCUGGGUCGGCACCUCGUCUGUACCUGCACGCGCAGCUCUAGGCAUCACAACAGUAUUGACCCUGUUGACUAUCAUCACAGGAAGCAACAACAACAUGCCCAAGAUAUCCUACAUGAAGGCCAUAGAUGUCUACUUCGCCGGAUGCUUCUUCUUCGUGUUCUGCUCACUCAUCGAAUUCGCCAUGGUGUGCUACUUGAACGUGCAGAGGGGCAUCUAUGACCCGGAGCAGGCGGCUGCCUACAACUACCUCUACCACAACAACUCAGACGACGACUUCGUCACUCUACCUCACUCUUACGGGGAGGAGAGAAGUCCAUACAAACUAGCAUCCAAGAAAAAGAGAAACUCGUUGGUAUCCGAGAAGCCUAGCUUCAGAAACAGCAGUUCUUCUCUGCACAGAAAACCUUCGGUCGAUUCUGCCGAAAGUAAUGCCAAGGUCAUCAGUCCCAAAAAGUCUGAAAAAUAUUUCAGUUUCAACUUGUUUACCCUCCUUUGCUCCUGUCGCAACUCCAGUGACAAUCAGGCUUCGGAGAACUGUCUGUCGCAUAAUGUGGAUUUGAUUGACACCUACUCACGAUACCUUUUCCCUCUCUCGUACUUAAUUCUAAACCUAAUGUACUGGUACUUUUAUAAAUAUUGCAUAACUUAAACAUUAAAACGAUGAUGUUGUUUUAAAAGCUCAGAACACAAAUGCUAGGCAAUUUUUUUUCUGAUGCUGUCAGAUACUAAACAGUUGCUCAGAUGU
Molecule: messenger RNA, 2618 nt
Organism: Symsagittifera roscoffensis
Lineage: Eukaryota; Metazoa; Xenacoelomorpha; Acoela; Convolutidae
Product: gamma-aminobutyric acid receptor subunit pi-like
Exons: 10
Coding region: 993-2522 (509 amino acids)
Biological process (GO): chloride transmembrane transport; chemical synaptic transmission; signal transduction
Cellular component (GO): neuron projection; synapse; plasma membrane
Molecular function (GO): chloride channel activity; GABA-A receptor activity; neurotransmitter receptor activity
Source: RefSeq, a predicted model, not a curated record